Phragmites australis (common reed) is the source of this 1116-nucleotide messenger RNA. RefSeq lists its product as uncharacterized. NCBI's taxonomy places the organism in Eukaryota, Viridiplantae, Streptophyta, Magnoliopsida, Poales, Poaceae. The record is from RefSeq and is a predicted model, not a curated record. The coding region runs from base 1 to 1116 and encodes 371 amino acids. Gene Ontology annotation, molecular function: protein binding. The transcript has a single exon.
AUGGCGCCACCGCCAUGCCAGCAGCCGGUGCUAAUGGAUGAGCUCAUCGAGCAGUUCCUCCUCCGUCUCCCACCGGCUGAGCCCACGAACCUCGUCUGCGCCGCCCUCGUCUGCAAGCGUUGGUGCCGCCUCGUAUCCGACCACGGCUUUCGCCGCAGAUUCCGCGAGUUCCACCGCACGCCCCCCAUGCUCGGCUUCCUCUGCAACCUCAUCGACUGCAGCAGCGGCUUCAUCGCGCGCUUCGUUCCCACAUCCUCGUCCUGCACGCCCCACACCGACCACCGCGGCUGGCGAGCACGUGACUCUCGCCACGGCCGCGUCCUCCUCCACACCUACCCAACGGGGCACGUCUACGCAUCCUUUCGCCUCGUCGUCUGGGACCCUACCACGGGCGAGUGGCUGGAGCUACCCAAGCCGCCGCGGGACCCAUGCAGCUGGACCGCCGCCGUGCUCUGUGCUGCCGUCGGCGCAUGCGACCACCUCAACUGUCACCGCGGACCCUUCGUCGUUGUUCUCGUGGGAACCGACGACAAGGAGAUGUUCGCCUGCGUCUACUCGUCGGAGUCCGGCGCCUGGAGCGAGCCGACCUCUGCAAAGCACCCCGGCGAUCGUGUCAGCUGGGCGCGCAGCGCCCUUGUGGGGAAUGCACUCUACUUCGUGUUUGAGAUGAACGAUAGAAUUCUUGAGUAUGAUUUGGGCACGCGGGAAAUGCCUGUGAUGCAAUUACCUGCUGCCAUCACAAGCCUAGUAUCUACACCCUAUGGUCCAAUUGAGCUCAUGGCUAUGGAGGACGGUCGUCUGGGAUUCGCAAGAGUGCAGGAGUCCAGACUUUGCAUAUGGUCCAAGGAUGUUGAAGAUGCGGGAUGGACACUAAGCAAAGACAUUGAGCUCGAGAAGCUGCUCCCCCUCAAUAAUGGCUCCCCGACCGCCGCGCAUGAUUUGGUUGGCUUUGCGGAUGGCAUUGGUCUCGUUUUCGUCAAGGUGGAAGAUGGGAUCUUUACUGUAGAUCUGAAGUCUGGCCGGACGAGGAAGGUGUGUGAGGGCUCAUACAUCACCAGCGUGGUUCCCUAUGUGAACUUCUGCACUCCAGGUACUAGUCUCUCUCAGACGUCUUGA